Messenger RNA from Lagenorhynchus albirostris (white-beaked dolphin), 3883 nucleotides. RefSeq names its product ataxin 7 (gene ATXN7). Lineage: Eukaryota; Metazoa; Chordata; Mammalia; Artiodactyla; Delphinidae. The record is from RefSeq and is a predicted model, not a curated record.
CCCCGCCCCCCGCUGCCCCCGUCCGGCCCACGCCCAGAGGCCGCCCCGGAGGCCUCCGCCAAACGCCAGGUCUGAACAAAAUUAAGAAGAAGGAGCUUCUACAAUCACAGCAGAUGAAGAUCCACUGGUAAAUCGAUCAGGAUUUUUGGCCUGCCCUCCAAAGAAAAGGAGCGGAAAGAAUGUCGGAGCGGGCCGCAGAUGACGUCAGGGGGGAGCCGCGCCGAGCGGCGGCGGCGGCGGCGGGCGGAGCAGCGGCCGCGGCUGCCCGGCAGCAGCAGCAGCAGCAGCAGCAACAGCAGACUCCGCAGCCCCAGCGGCAGCCGCCGCCGCCGCCGCGGCGCCUACGGCCGGAGGACGGCGGCCCCGGGGCCGCCUCCACCUCGGCCGCCACCGCAAUGGCGACCGUCGGGGAGCGCCGGCCCCUGCCCAGUCCCGAAGCGAUGCUGGGACAGUCGUGGAAUCUGUGGGUCGAGGCUUCCAAACUUCCUGGGAAAGACGGGACGGAAUUGGACGAAAGUUUCAAGGAGUUUGGGAAAAACCGCGAAGUCAUGGGGCUCUGUCGCGAAGACAUGCCAAUAUUUGGUCUCUGUCCAGCCCACGAUGAUUUCUACUUGGUGGUGUGUAACGACUGUAAUCAGGUUGUCAAACCGCAGGCAUUUCAAUCACAUUAUGAAAGAAGACAUAGCUCAUCCAGCAAGCCUUCUUUGGCCGUUCCUCCCACUUCAGUAUUUUCCUUCUUCCCUUCUCUGUCCAAAAGCAAAGGAGGCAGUGGAAGUGGAAGCAGCCGUUCUUCCAGUGGAGGUGUUCUAAGUGCAUCCUCGUUAAGUUCCAAGUUGUUGAAAUCGCCCAAAGAGAAACUGCAGCUCAGGGGGAACAGGCCAAUGCAUCCCAUUCAGCAAAAUAGAGUCCCCCAUGGUAGAAUCAUGACGCCCUCUGUCAAAGUGGAAAAGAUUCCUCCGAAGAUGGAUGGCACACUACUGAAAUCUGCGGUAGGGCCAGCCUGUCCUGCUGCUGUGAGUUCCUCAGUCAAGCCUGGCCUUAACUGCCCCUCAAUACCAAAGCCAACCUUGCCUUCGCCUGGACAGAUUCUGAAUGGCAAAGGGCUUCCUGCACCGCCUACGCUGGAAAAGAAGUCAGAAGAUAACUCCAAUAACAGGAAAUUUUUAAAUAAGAGAUUAUCAGAAAGGGAGUUUGAUCCUGACAUCCACUGUGGGGUCAUCGAUCUCGACACCAAGAAGCCCUGCACCCGAUCUUUGACAUGCAAGACACAUUCCUUAACCCAGCGGAGGGCUGUCCAGGGUAGAAGAAAACGAUUCGAUGUGUUGUUAGCCGAGCACAAAAACAAAACCAGGGAAAAGGAAUCGAUUCGCCAUCCGGACUCUCAGCAACCAACGCAGCCUCUCAGGGACCCGCAUCCCACUCCUUCUAGAACUUCACAGGAGCCACACCAAAACUCUCACGGAGUGAUUCCUUCCGAAUCAAAGCCUUUUGUAGCUAGUAAACCUAAACCUCACACCCCCAGUCUUCCAAGGCCUCCAGGCUGCCCUGCUCAGCAAGGUGGGAGUGCCCCCAUUGACCCUCCUCCAGUCCAUGAAUCUCCACACCCUCCCCUGCCUGCCACUGAGCCAGCUUCUCGGUUAUCCAGUGAGGAGGGAGAAGGCGAUGACAAAGAAGAGUCUGUUGAAAAACUGGACUGUCAUUAUUCAGGUCAUCAUCCUCAGCCAGCAUCUUUUUGCACAUUCGGGAGCCGGCAGAUUGGAAGAGGCUAUUACGUGUUUGACUCCAGGUGGAACCGGCUUCGCUGCGCCCUCAACCUCAUGGUGGAGAAGCAUCUGAACGCGCAGCUGUGGAAGAAGAUCCCGCCAGUGCCCAGUACCGCAUUGCCCGUCUCCACACGUGUUCCUCACCGGACAAACUCUGUGCCGACAUCACACUGUGGGGUCAGCUGCCUGGCGGCAGCCACCGUAUCCCCCUCCCCUGCCCCGCUCUCGUCCUCCUGCAUCUCCCCCAGUAGCAAGUCGGUACCAGCUCAUGGAACCACACUGAACGCACAGCCCGCCGCCUCCGGGGCCGUGGAUCCCGCGUGCAGCAUGCAGUCCAGACAGGUGUCCUCCUCCUCGCCCUCCCCCUGCACGCCCUCCGGCCUGUCCUGCGUGCCCUCCUCCCCCAUGGCCAGGAAACCUCAGAAGUUGAAAUCUAGCAAGUCUUUAAGGCCCAAGGAGCCUUCUGGUAACAGCACUAACUGUCACCACGCGAGUAGCAGUGCCGGCAGCGGCGGCUCAGGAAAGAAACGCAAAAACACUUCCCCGCUGGUAGUCCCCUCCCCCUCCCCCUCUUCUCAUUCCAUGGAGUCUUUUAGGAAAAACUGUGUGGCUCACCCUGGGCCUCCCCACCCCACGGCGGUAGCCUCUCCCCACGGCAUCGGCCUCAACUGCGUGGCCGGCAAAGUGAACUCGGUGAGCGGCCGGCACGAGCAGCCCGGGCGGGGCGCCCCCGGCGGGAACCCCGGCGAGUCCAUCAAGAGGAUGAGCGUGAUGGUGAACAGCGGCGACUCCACACUCUCCCUCGGCCCCUUCGUGCACCAGGCCGGCGAGCUGCCCGUCAGCUCUCACGGCGCCUGCUCCCACCCGCACACUCCUCUGGACAAGCUCCUAGGCAAGAAAAGAAAGUGCUCGCCCGGCUCGAGCGGCAUCAACAGCAGCAGCGGCAGGCCCACCAAGGUGGCCAAACUGCCGGCCCUGAACAACGUCCAUGUGAAGCACGCGGGCCCCAGCCCGGGGCCGCCAGGACUGGCAAACAGCUCCCUCCUGCAUCAGGAUACCUCCUGUCCUUGCUUACAAGCAGGAAUUUCAGCGGUGUCACCCCAGAGCCCUACUUUAAAAUCCAAAGGCACGUCCCUGACAGCUGAAAAUAGCACGGGGAGGAAUAAUCUGGACACUUUUGACGACAAGUUACACCUCCACUCAGCACUCUGGACUCCACGAUGCCUUUGAGUCUGUUUUCCCAACCUCCUGUGGGCCUCGAGGGUAGAAAUCUGCCGGGCUGUUGUUUUAACGAGGAUGUCCCUGAAGCUUUGUCUGUAGCAGAAUUCAACUGGUGAUGGAUUGCCCGGUGGCACCAAGGGUUACAGAUCUUUUUGUCAGCCAGCAACUUACACAAUGUGUCUGUUUUGUUAUUCACUCAUGAAAUGCAGAGUUUAAAAUAGAAUAUUUAAAAUAUUUUGUAUUCCAAAAAUAUACAAAGUACCUCUGAGAACACUGAAAAAAAUGUAUAAUUUGAAAAAUGUAACUUAUAAAGGCAGCUGUCUUCCUGCGAGAGUUCUGUUGCCAAGGAAUUUCUUAAUAUCUCCCAUUCUGUCCUGCGGGGGAAAAAGUUGGGCUUUGGAAAAUGAUUGUUAAAAGUUUCAUUGUUUAGCAGAAAAUAAUCAUUUUUACAUUUUGUGCAAAACCUUUUACAUUUUCAGAUCAUUUAAAUGAGCACUACAUACUGUCAGUGUGAAUGUAGGGCCUUGAAAGCAUUUUGCUGUUUUUUUGUUUGUUUGUUUUCUGUUUUUGAGCUUGGUUAUAAAAGCAAUCUCCUGUGUUAAAAUGUGUGAAUAGGUUGAUCAUUUGUACACAUAAUCAAGAGCAUCUCAGCUGGACUUUGUGUUGGCUGCUGUAUAGAACAUGAACAAAUGUCAAGGGAUAGAAAAUUACUUUGGAUAUUUAAAAGAGAAGAAAUAUAAUAGUCUAUUUGUUUUGUAACAAGUUCUGUAAAUAAAAUAAUUUAUACUAUUUAUAAGAAAAAGUUGUGCUUUGCUUUAUGAGAAAUUAGUUUGUGGAGCAAACAUGUUAACGGGCAAUAAAACCAGGAUUUCUCAAUAAACAAGGUUGGCUGCAUGAAA